Molecule: messenger RNA, 2071 nt
Organism: Dendronephthya gigantea
Lineage: Eukaryota; Metazoa; Cnidaria; Anthozoa; Malacalcyonacea; Nephtheidae
Exons: 2
Coding region: 51-1487 (478 amino acids)
Source: RefSeq, a predicted model, not a curated record
GAGACCAAAGAUUUGCGUUAAACAAUCAGAAAUCAAAUUCUCACCCAGUGAUGGCUUCAACAGAUCACGACGUACGGCAGUUUGAAAGCGACGGCAGAGAUAAGCCAGCAACAGCGAACUCCAAUUAUGAUAAUGAGAGGAGCACAGCUGAGAUAAAACGAAAACCCUCUGCAAUGACUAGACGAAUGAGUUUCUCUAGACCUUGGUCGUCCUACGCAAAAAAUUACUCUUCCUGUUUGUCUGGUCUUAGAAGAAACUCCAGUGAACAGUUAUAUCGAAGACAAGGAAGCCUUCAGUCGUCCCCUACUACGAGUUGUAAUGAUCUCUCCAACUCAUUGGAUAGCGGGCAGCUAAGAAAAUUAAAGACAGCAACUCAUGAUUCGGAGGUUGAACCAAAAACGUUCAAAAUUUCAGCUAUGCACGCUAGGCCGUUUCAUCAGCGAAGGUGGUCGAGUCCAGUAGCUUUCUCCGUAGCCAAGCUUGCUUCAUCUCAUCAGAAAGCCUCAAAACAUUUUGAUGAAGAGAAUGGAUCAGGAGGUGUUGAGCAAGAUUGCAGUAAAGAUAAGAAUGAAGAUAAGAUAUGUGAGACUGACGAAUAUAUAAUACGGUCUCAAAAGCAAGACAAAACACCUGACUCUUCAACGCCGCAUUGUAAAGGAGGCAAGAUGGAAAGCGAAGUAAUUGAGAAAACGUCGAAUGAUUCGCCCGCACUUAGUUGUGGUAGAGCAGUGUUCUCGGACCAAAACUUAAUGGAAAACCGCCAGAAAGAGGUGAAUAGAGAAGCUGGAAAAGUAGAGUCAACCAAUAUGGAUAAAAGUCAACCGUUGACAGAUGAAACAAAGUCAGAAUCGUUAUCUAUAUCAUCCGUUGCUAAGGAAGAAGAGCCUACUCAGAGUCGAAACAUCUACACGGAAAUAAAAAGGAAUACAAAAUGGUCGAAAAGCAAACGUUUCAGACGAAGACAUCAUACAAUUCACACAGAUUCUCGCAGGUUUCUAAACCCGACGUUAUUUACAAUUGCAGAACAGUCCAGUGGAUCAUUUGGCAGCGUAAUUCGAAAUGACACGUGUAGUGAUCAGGUUGUAACAGGAAAAUUAACGAGUAGACGGAGCAAGAGUUUAGGUGAUCUAAACACAUUGUCUGAUGAUAUGAAAACUAAUGGUGUGAGUGUUCAACAACUUUGUGCCAAGUCAAUUUCUGUUAGUGUGACGAGCAACAACAUCAAGAAGAGCAAAGAGCCCGGCCCGCCAUUACGAAACACUACAGUCGUGUAUAAAGGAGAAGAAAAGUCGACUUCCAACAGGCAAAUAUCAUGUCCUGUUCAAGUGAAUAUUCAGCAAUUCAACCAAAUUCAAAUAUCACCUGGUAUAGAACGAAAACAUAAGCCACAAGCCAGCAAAAUUCAGUCAUAUUACCCUACACAACAACAUGCAAUUUUUACACAACCCAAAGCUAAAUGGACCAGUAUUACAAUAUCCCAAGUUUAGGAAAGUAAUUAAGAAAUAUUUUAACUAAUCUUUAAUUGGCACUUUAAUUGACGCAAUUAACUUUUUUCUAUAAUUUAUUUUUUGCCGUUUGCAAACCUAUAUAUUGUUGCUAUAGGAAUAUUCAAGCAAUACACGGAGAUUAAUAUUCAUUCAAGCAUUUUAAGCGUCGUUCUACAUUGGACAAUGAUAAUAUUAUCAAUAGCUGAAUAGCAUUAUAGCACAUUAAGUAUUUUGUUUCUAGGCAGCAUUACUCUUUUUAUUGUAAAUGUAGGCAAAGGUUAAGAAGGAUAGAGGCUUUUGUUAAAUUUAGGAGGAGUCGAGAACCAUAAUUAUAUAGCAUAGAAUUUAAUGCAAUGCACACAUACGUAUGAUAAAAAAGCACAGAGUAAAACAUACGUGUAAUAAAAAACACGGAGCGACGGGAGCGUUGCAGUAAUGCUUAAGACGAUAAACAAUUGUACACUGAAAUGAAGUUUGUCAAGGUUUCCACUGCGUAUAUGUUUUACAGCUGCAAUUGUUUACAAUCAAAGGUUUUGGUGUUGUUCCCUAGCCUAACUCAUUUGGCUUUCCAAGUUCAUUAAAAU